AUGAGCGGCGGAGGCCAUGCGCCAUUGAUUCCUAACCGUGUUGCCCGUGGAGCCACGUCCGCCGUUCCACAGGUCGUCGGCGGCCGUGAUGGGAUCCAAGGAGAAGACGACAACGUCCCCCAUUCGAAAAGACCAGAGUGCAAGAAAUUCAGGAGGGCCAUACCUGCAUACACUGACUUCCUAAGAGAGAUGUACCAAGGAUGGACAGUUGAUGGCCGGUCCCCAUGCAUCCCCGGACUAAAUGCAGAUGCAGAUGGAGAUGAAGAUGCAGAUGGCGAUGAGGGUGAAGAAGCAUAUCACGAUGCACAUGACCUCAACAGUCCCAUGAGUACCAGCAGCCGCAAGAGGGGGAGUUCUAGCACCACAUCAACAGCAAAUAGUCCAUCCAAGAAGCAGAAAAAUCCCAUGCUCAGGGCCAUGAAGGGGCUGAUAGACACCAUCCAAGCUGGGAACACUCAAGAGCAGAACAAUUUGAAGAUGGCGAAUGAACAGAAGAUGACAUCAGAAGAACUGCAUUCUCUAGUUGAACUUUCCUAG
Miscanthus lutarioriparius is the source of this 537-nucleotide messenger RNA. The record is from the annotation of a GenBank genome assembly. NCBI's taxonomy places the organism in Eukaryota, Viridiplantae, Streptophyta, Magnoliopsida, Poales, Poaceae.